UGAAUAGUGCAUGACGAAGGUUCAUAAAAAAAACAUAAGCAUCGCACACCAAAGCGUUCGCCUUUCUUUAAUCUUUCUUGAGAUCAUUGGUUUGGCAUUACACCUUCAUUGGAUCAUCGUUUUGACGUUGGAGUCCAUCCAGAUCUCAGCAGGUCAGCAGCGGCUGUGCUCAUCGAGCGCGGGAUGGCGUCCGAACUAGCCAGGCUUGCACUGGUCUCGGCCGCCGUGGCCGCGGCCAUGACCUACGCGCGCCUCGCCGCCUCGCGCUUGGGCCCCGGCCUCCCCCGCCUCGCGGCGCUCCUCCCGGUGCUCCUCCUCCUCCCCGUGCUCCCCUUCACCUUCUCCUCCAUCCACCUCCGCACCAUCUCCGCCUUCUUCCUCGUCUGGCUCUGCGGCUUCAAGCUGCUCCUCCUCGCCGCCGGCCACGGCCCGCUCCACCCGGCCCUCCCAGCCGUGCGCUUCGCCGCCUGCGCCGCGCUCCCCAUCAAUGUCCGGAACGGAGCGCAGACCUCGCCGCGGUCCCUCUCUGCCGGGUUCCUGCUCUCCUACGCGGCCAAGGCGGCCCUCUUCGCCGCGCUCGUCUCGCUCCGUGGCCUCCGGGCGAGGAUGCCGGCGUACGCCGUGGUCGCGUUCGACGGCGCGCACGUGUACCUGAUGCUGGAGCUCUUCCUGGCGUCCGCCGCGGCGUUCGCCCGGACGCUCCUCGGCGCGGAGCUGGAGCCGCAGUUCGACCGGCCGUACCUGGCCUCGUCGCUCCGCGACUUCUGGGGCCGCCGGUGGAACCUCAUGGUCCCCGGGGCGCUCCGGCCGAGCGUGUACCGCCCCGUGCGCGCCCGCCUCGGCUACUCCGCCGGCGUGCUCGCCACGUUCCUCGUGUCAGGCCUCAUGCACGAGGUGAUGUUCUACUACAUCACGCUCGAGGCCGGCACGGGGGAGGUGACCGCGUUCUUCGUCCUCCACGGCGCGUGCGUGGUGGCCGAGCGGCGGUGGGUGCGGCGGGGCGGAACAUGGCGGCCGCCGCGCGCGGCGGCGACGGCGGCCACGCUGGCGUUCGUGACGGGGACCGCGUCCUGGCUCUUCUUCGCGCCCGUGAUACGGAGCGGGCUGGACAAGGCCAUCGUCGCCGAGUGCGAGGGGAUGCUGGCCUUGCUGGAGGCGGCUGUGCGGAGGCUGGCGGCACGCCUGGUUUGGACCUGAUGGUGUACCUCACGAGGAACAUGGCGGCAGCCGGCAGGCUGUACUUUGAGUUUGGCAGUUCCGCCAUGGCGAUUCCGAUCGAGUUUGGUUUCAGCCAAGGGAACAAUCACGUCGUGGUCCGUAAAUCACGAUCGAUUUCGGCGCAUUUCCAUUCCACAGAUGGCCAGAUUAGAAUCUCAUCUCGCGGCAGUACGCGAAUGCAUUUUGGUCAUGGGAUUGUCAUGUACUAGUGGUUGCUGUGGUGUACACUAUACACCGCACAAACGGGAGCAUCACAGGGCAAGAAAACAAGUUUCGUGA
Molecule: messenger RNA, 1497 nt
Organism: Triticum urartu
Lineage: Eukaryota; Viridiplantae; Streptophyta; Magnoliopsida; Poales; Poaceae
Product: putative long-chain-alcohol O-fatty-acyltransferase 4
Biological process (GO): lipid metabolic process
Source: RefSeq, a predicted model, not a curated record